Lipotes vexillifer (Yangtze River dolphin) is the source of this 1283-nucleotide messenger RNA. RefSeq names its product neuropeptide FF receptor 2 (gene NPFFR2). Gene Ontology annotation, biological process: cellular response to hormone stimulus; G protein-coupled receptor signaling pathway; regulation of MAPK cascade. NCBI's taxonomy places the organism in Eukaryota, Metazoa, Chordata, Mammalia, Artiodactyla, Lipotidae. Gene Ontology annotation, molecular function: opioid receptor binding; peptide binding; neuropeptide receptor activity. Gene Ontology annotation, cellular component: plasma membrane. The record is from RefSeq and is a predicted model, not a curated record.
UUUCUGCCUCUUCUUUGUUCAGGUCCAUCAUGAGUGAAAACUGGGACUCAAACUCUUCGGAAAACUGGCAUCACAUUUGGAGUGUCAGUGACACAAAGCAUGAUCUGUAUGCAGAUAGCAAUAUCACCUAUGUGAACUACUAUCUUUACCAGCCUCAAGUGGCAGCGAUUUUCAUUAUUUCCUACUUUCUGACCUUCUUCCUAUGCAUGGUGGGAAAUACAGUGGUUUGCUUUAUUGUAAUGAGGAACAAACAUAUGCACAGCGUCACUAAUCUCUUCAUCUUGAACCUGGCCAUAAGUGAUUUACUAGUUGGCAUAUUCUGUAUGCCUAUCACGCUGCUGGACAAUAUUAUAGCAGGAUGGCCUUUUGGAAGUACAAUGUGCAAGAUCAGUGGCUUGGUCCAGGGAAUAUCCGUUGCAGCUUCAGUCUUUACUUCAGUUGCAAUAGCAGUAGAUAGGUUCCGGUGUGUCGUCUACCCUUUUAAACCAAAGCUCACUAUCAAGACAGCGUUUGUCAUCAUUAUGAUCAUCUGGGUCCUGGCCAUCGCCAUUAUGUCCCCAUCUGCAAUAAUGUUACAUGUACAGGAAGAAAAAUAUUACCGAGUGAGACUCAACUCCCAGAAUAAAACCAGCCCAGUCUACUGGUGCCGGGAAGACUGGCCAACGGAAAUGAGGAAGAUCUAUACCACUGUGCUGUUUGCUAACAUCUACCUGGCUCCCCUGUCCCUCAUUGUCAUCAUGUAUGGAAGGAUUGGAAUUGCACUUUCCAAGACAACAGUGCUCCGCUCAGGCAAACAGAACCAGGAACAGUGGCACGUGGUGUCCAAGAAGAAGCAGAAGGUCAUUAAGAUGCUCCUGACUGUGGCCCUGCUUUUCAUUCUCUCCUGGCUGCCCCUGUGGACUCUGAUGAUGCUCUCACACUAUGUUGACCUGUCUCUGAAUGAACUGCGGGUCAUCAACAUCUACAUCUACCCUUUUGCACACUCGCUGGCCUUUGGCAACAGCAGCGUCAACCCCAUCAUUUAUGGUUUCUUCAAUGAGAAUUUUCACUGUGGUUUCCAAGAUGCUUUUCGCCUCCAUCUCUGCCGAAAAAGAGAAGAGCCCAAGGAAGCCUACACCCUAAGAGCUAAAAACAAUGUGGUCAUCAACAUAUCUCAUCUGUCAGCUCAGGAAUCUACAAUUAAAAACCCACAUGAGGAUAUUGUGCUUUGUAGGAAAAGUGCUGAAAAACCCAUAUAGGAAUUAAUGAUCAAGAUAGAACUUACCGAUAGCAAUGAGAUGUAA